This is a messenger RNA of Penaeus vannamei (Pacific white shrimp), 798 nucleotides long. NCBI's taxonomy places the organism in Eukaryota, Metazoa, Arthropoda, Malacostraca, Decapoda, Penaeidae. The record is from RefSeq and is a predicted model, not a curated record.
AUGAGGAUAGGAGGUAGGAGAGACGCAGGAGCGCUAGGAGCCGAGAGGCAAGAGCCCGGCCGGUGUUGGAGGCAGGGGGGAGCGGAGGUCAGGGGACGGAGCCGCAAACGGGUGGGGGUCUGGUGCACAGCACGCAAGCGAUUCAGCGACGAAAUCCAGAAAAACCCAGACAAUCCAGAAACCAACCUGGAUAACGAGACACCAAACCAAUCCAUCAAGAAACCAACGAGGCCCAAGAACCAAACAGUCAAUCCAGAAACCAACAGGAAAGCGAGAAAAAAAACAAGCAGUCAAUCCAGAAACCAGCCAAGAAAACGUAGAAACAAACCCAGUAAUCCAGAAACCCAGACAAUCCAGAAACCAACCUGGAUAACGAGACACCAAACCAAUCCAUCAAGAAACCAACGAGGCCCAAGAAACCAACCAGUCAAUCCAGAAACCAGCCAAGAAAACGUAGAAACAAACCAGUCAAUCCAGAAACCCAGACAAUCCAGAAACCAACCUGGAGAACGAGACACCAACCAAUCCAUCAAGAAACCAACAGGCCCCAAGAAACCAAACAGUCAAUCCAGAAACCAGCCAAGAAAACAAAACGAGAAGAAAACCAGCCAAGAAAACGUAGAAACCAACCAGAAUCCAGAAACCCAGACAAUCCAGAAACCAACAGGAAAGCGAGAAAAAAAACAAGCAGUCAAUCCAGAAACCAACCAGGAAAACGUAGAAACCAAACAGUCAAUCCAGAAACCCAGUCAAUCCAGAAAAACCAACCAGAAUAACGAGACACCACCAAUCCACUAA